AAACUAAAACUAAAUUUAAUCAGAAAUAUCAACAAACUAAACAAAAUAAUUUAAAUUUUGCGCCUAAAAUUCCUUUCCUCUUUGCCCCUCACACACUUUGGCCCACAAACCCACGAUUGACAAACCUGUCAUCCCUCACCAACUAACCUCUAAAAUCUAAAAAUACCACCUAAGCAUUGGCAAAUAAGUGAAAUCUUGGAAAAUAUGUAAUUAACGACGUCAUUUCUCAAAUCACUGCUUUAGUUUACUUAAAAAAAUGCUCCUUGUACUUAACCUCAAACUCGCUCAAUUGUGAUGAAACUGUGAGAAAAUCAUGCCUGGGAAAGUUAAAGUGAAAAUAAUAUCGGGGCGGAACCUCCCUGUGAUGGACAGGUCGAGUGACACCACUGAUGCUUAUGUCGAGAUCAAAUUAGGCAGUACGACGUACAAAACUGAUGUUUGUCGCAAGUCGCUGCACCCCCAUUGGAACUCGGAGUGGUACAGGUUUGAGGUCGACGAUUCGGAACUUCAAGAUGAACCCUUGCAGAUUAGACUGAUGGAUCAUGAUACUUACUCAGCCAAUGAUGCUAUAGGAAAAGUGUACUUAGAUUUGAACCCUUUACUCCUACCAGCAACUGGUUUAUUAGUCAGAUAUGGGUGGAAUGGUGAUGGUAAUCAUGAACACCCAUCAAAUUCAGUUAUGUCUGGCUGGAUACCAGUCUAUGACACAAUGCAUGGUAUCAGAGGAGAAGUUAAUAUCGUUGUUAAAGUAGAACUAUUCUCGGAUUUUAACCGAUUCAGACAAUCAUCAUGUGGAAUCCAAUUUUUUUGUUCCAAAGCCAUCCCUCAUGGAUAUUUUGCUCAAACAGUUCAUGGUUUUGUCGAAGAGCUUAUAGUCAACGACGAUCCUGAAUACCAAUGGAUUGAUAAAAUCCGUACUCCGCGAGCUUCUAACGAAGCCCGUCAGACCCUUUUUUUCAAGUUAUCAGGAGAGUUGCAGCGAAAAAUCGGCGUUAAGGCUUUAGAUUUGGGCGGAAAUGCCGUUAUCGGUUAUUGUCAGUGUUUCGACUUGGAGGGAGAGUCAGGAAUUGUCGCUCGUGGGAUCGGAACAGCAGUCACACUAGCCCGAGUAAUGGACGCACCCCAUCCCACCAUCGCCUCAACACUGAAUGAGGAGCGUGCACAGAGUUACUUAAAAUUCCUUGGCUCCCAAGCAAGCUUCCGCCUUAGUUCCGAUCCCGAACACAAAUCCAUGUUUCCACAACACUCAUCACCCUUUAUCGCACCCAUCCCGACCCUUAAUAUAGACAACCCGAGAUACAAACAUUUACCGAAACAUAUAUACCAGCCUGAGUUAAGAUCGACACAAUCUAAUCCGACUUUGAACGAACCUAUCCACCAUACAUCGGUUAGGACAUUACUCAAACAAGAGGACAUGAGAGGGACUCCCGGUUAUGGUUUUAGUCAAAAAUUUAGAAAUUUCAAAUACUCCUCACAGAGUAUGUUAUCUAAAAAAAUGACAGCGUUAAAAGCGAGAUUGGGAGACUCAGGGAUCGGGGAGGAAAUUGACCAGGAGAAUGUCACAGCACCCGAAAAAAAGAGAUACUUGAAAUUCAAAAGAACAAUAAGUGACUCUAGUGUUAUGGCGGAAGUGUUAGCACGGUCAGUGAUACACGCUCACAACAGUCUGACAUGUAUUUUAGAAACACAAGAUUCAGUUUCUUCAGAAAGUGCAGAUGUAGAGAUAAAUAAUGAAAUAGAAACAGUUUCGGUUUUAGAAAAAACCGCGUCUGAGCCAUUACUUAGCGUCCAAGACCCUUUAGAGUCACACUCGAGUAUUGUUUCUUCGUCAAGUUCACCGUCGUUAAGUUCGGAAGAUGACGAAGAUAAUUCAGAUUCGAAAUAUAUCAAUUUUGAGACAGUUAGUAACAUCAUUAAGAAUGUUGAACUAUUAGAACAAAAUAAUACAGUUGCCAAAAGCUAUAUUAAACAAAUGUCUUUAUCGACGUUGUCUUUAGAUGAGGAAGAAAGUGAAGAAACAAUUAACCCUUUUUUAUUUCCGGAUGUUUCGAAACAGGACAACAUCGCGGAAGAUAUUCCCGAGAAUUAUUUGGAAGAUUCGCGGGCGCCGAUUGCUAAAAUUGAAACUGAUGAAGAAUCGGAUGGCAAAGAUUCGAUUCAUGAGAUGGAUUUAACUGACUUUAAUUCAAAAAGUAUACUUCCACCAGUGCACAUCUCUGGUGACAUCAAACAUAAGGGCCUAUUUAAAACCGCCAUGCAGACAAUUCUUCUAGAGAAAGUUAACAUAAUAGGAACCUAUACACCACCAAUGUCCCCGUCUUCAAUAGCAACAAAAUCAAGUGCCUUUAGUGUUUUUUCACCCACUUCUUCAUUAAGUUCCGUCCAAUUAAACAAAUUGCCGCGAUCUUCUACUGCUAUAUCUCUAGAUGAUUGCUCUUAUAAGCGCGAAACUGUCCUCGGCGCACCCUUUACAUCGAUGUAUAACAUACGAAGGCAAUCAAACCCAUGUCUGUUUAGUAAAACAGAACUUAAGUCGAGUUGCUUUUCUGACAGUGCGUUAGAUAAAGCCAAAGUGUUAAAUUCAAAUGAACAGUUGAGAAAAAAGAGAUUCAGUUUUUUACAUUUGAGUCGGAGGAAAUCGCACGAUCCUGAGUCGAAUUUAAAGAAAGUCAAAAGUGACGAGUUACAUAAAAAAAGAUUCUCGUUUUUGCACCGGUCGCGUAAGAGUUCCGAAAGUGAGGAUAAAAGCAGUAAAAAAAGUGACGAUCCUGUUAAGAAGCAUGGGUUAUUGGGUACGGCCCUAGGAAAUGUUGUUAUGGAAACGGUUCAGGAUAUUUUAGCCACGUCUCAGGUUGAUAAAACUCAAAAAAAAGAUAAUAAAUGUCCCGUUUUCCCUUCCUCGUCUAUAUUAACUUGUACUAAUGACAAUAAUGUAACCGAGGAGUCUGACACUGCCUUAGCUGUCAAUACAGAAAUUGAUCGAGGCAUUAGCGUUAGCAAUAAUAUGCAUGCAAGCUUAACCCCUUCUCUUAGGCAUAAUAGUUCACCAAUCCCGGAACAUCUACCUGAACCAGGCCACCAUCGAGCCGAAUCAUUUGGGACAAAAAUGGUACAAUCUCCUGCGAAACUAAACAGCGUACCUUGUAUCUACCGGCGAUCGUCCGAUUCUGAUCUGAGCAUCACACCAAAAGGAUUCUAUAGGAAAAGGAACAGUUUAACUGGAAGUGACAGAUCAACAGCCAACGGACAUUUAUUUAAAAGCAACUUCUUAAGAGCCACAGUCCCUCAAGAAAACUUUGACAUGCUCGAAUACCCGUUUCUAACAAUGACCAAGUAUCCUCAAGGUUUCAUCACACAAUUGGGAGGUGCAGUCAGUGCACGUUCGGUGAAAUUACUAGAAAGGAUAUCAAAUCUUGAAGAACCCGAAUCUAGGGAUACUUGGUGGUCAGAAAUCCGGAUGGAAAUUCGGUCGCACGCUAGAGCUUUGAAUUGCAACGCAGUAUUGGGCUAUUCGGAGACUACAAGUAUUUGCGAGGAUGUUUGUGUUUUGAGUGCGAGCGGCACUGCUGCAGUUAUAGGUUUCCAAUACACGGGCGAAAUGGGUGAUAGCAUCGGGGGACUCCCCUUAAUUACGCGCCAGCAUAACAAGGACUUAUUAAGCACGUCUUUGGAUCGGAGCGACUUCGAAAAAGAGCACAAAAAGUCACUAGAGAACAAAAAAGUGUUACCAGAAAGUCCAGAACGCGAUAUUGUUUCUGGACAUCUUACCCCAUCUUGCGCUUUGUGUCACUUACCCUACAAUAGCAAUAAUGUUCCAAUUAGAGCAACAGUUUUAAAAUGUGGGAUUUGUCGGAGUGGGAAGGUCCCCGAUGUCUUGAUUACAACAAUUGAACUGCCUGAUGGGGCACCAACCAUAGGGCGGGGUUGUUUCAUACAGUCAUUUGUUUGUAGACAAUUAAAAGAUUUGAGGGGUGAGUCGAAUGCGAAAGAAAUUUCCGACGGUUUGCCCUUUCUAGAGUACGAAUUGCACCGCCUACUUAUCAAUAAAUUGAAAAUAAAAGGAAUGAACGGAAUUUUCGGCCUUAAAAUUCGAAUUUCAAUCGGCGAAAAAACACUAGUGGGACUUGCAACCGGCACUGCUGUUUUUCUCACACCUUUACCCACACCAGUAUUACCAAAACUAGUAUCGGAUCGUUCUUCCGACGAAAAAAAAUUAGCAGACUUACAAAAACUUUUGAAUGAAACUGUGAAAAAAAAUAGAGAGAUUUAUCAAUUGAAAAGUAAUGAUGAGUGUCAGAACGGCCGAGUUAUGUCAGAUGACGACUCCGAAGAAGAACAAACAUCUAUUGACUUAUCAUUGGGCAAUAAAGAUUGCUGCGUUCUUGAAGUUGACGACCCUGAAGACGCGGAUGUUGUAAAUAUGUUAAUGGAGCAACGCCCCCCUGAAGGCUUCCAUGUAGUCAAUACCGAAUUUGUCCCCGGUUUAGAAGAACUAGAAAUCGUUAAAAACCUCCAAAUGUUCACACAAAUCUACCGAGCGAAAUUUCAACCCCCUUACAGUUUCGACGUCCACUUACACCGAUUACUCCAAAGUGUAUAUUUUAAAUUACGCAGAAUGGUACCUUGCGCCUUGUGCGACCUGCAAUUUCGUGUCGAUUUACCCGAAACAGAUGAAAUUCAAUUAUGUGUAUUAGGGAUGGCUUUGGGAUUGGGCGAUCCCCAAAAAAUGAGAUUCAAACGAAAAAAUACCGUCACGAAACGAUACGAAGACGACAUGAUUUUCAAUUUGGAGGAGGAUCAAAUACCUGAAAAUAGUGUCACUCAGACACACUUAAAUACUCACAGCAUGCGACUACGGCAAAAGUCUCCAUCAAGAAACAGGAUUCAGACUGUGAAACAGAGACAUAUGCCGUAUAAAGAGCGACACGGGGUUGAUAUUACUCCACUAUCUUAUGUACCUGGUGGCAAAAUAGAGCAUUAUUUAGGAAAUUUGAAUUUCUUUUUUAUUAGAGAAACAACAUCGAUUCGAGAAGAGGGUGGAUUGAGUGGUUUCAUCCACAGUUUUGUAACCGAAGUGUUGGCAAUUGUUCGCGCACAUGUUACAGCUUUAGGUGGGAACGCAAUGGUGGCUUAUUUCAUGACAGAAUGUGUUUUAAAUCAUAAUCUUCACAAAAAUCAAGGUCAAUGCCUUAUUAACGUCGGAGGGGAUGUAGUUUUCGUUUCGUACUUCAAGGAAGAGCCCUAAACCCUUGUUUGCGACUUAUCACUUUCUGUCUCAAUAGCCGCUCAAUUUAUCACUCACUUCUAGUAUAUUUGUCAUUUAGAAUAUAGUUUGUUUCAGGAGAGUUGUUGAUUUUUGUGAAUAAACUCGCCUUAUUUUUGUGAUGCUUGGAAUUGUGAUUGAUUGUUGAAACGUUUAAGAGUUUCUCUAGUAAUCACAAUUUCUUAGCAAAUAUUGUCCCUGAACAUGACAAAUACGAACCUGAUUGUAUUUCGGAAAAUUGUUAAAUAAAAGUCAUCUUAUUUA
Messenger RNA from Tribolium madens (black flour beetle), 5527 nucleotides. Its product is annotated as C2 domain-containing protein 5. Lineage: Eukaryota; Metazoa; Arthropoda; Insecta; Coleoptera; Tenebrionidae. Bases 314 to 5245 code for a protein of 1643 amino acids. Gene Ontology annotation, molecular function: calcium-dependent phospholipid binding; calcium ion binding. The record is from RefSeq and is a predicted model, not a curated record. The transcript has 17 exons. Gene Ontology annotation, biological process: positive regulation of protein targeting to membrane; intracellular protein transmembrane transport; positive regulation of D-glucose transmembrane transport. Gene Ontology annotation, cellular component: plasma membrane.